Molecule: messenger RNA, 256 nt
Organism: Ceratitis capitata (Mediterranean fruit fly)
Lineage: Eukaryota; Metazoa; Arthropoda; Insecta; Diptera; Tephritidae
Product: lipopolysaccharide-induced tumor necrosis factor-alpha factor homolog
Exons: 2
Molecular function (GO): zinc ion binding
Source: RefSeq, a predicted model, not a curated record
CCCAGUGAACUAUGUUACCACCACUUGGCCCCAUACCAUGCAAUUUGAGCUGUCCGAAUUGCUCGAAACAGGUGCAAACGCGUAUGGAAUACAGAGCGUCCUCAAAAUCACAUAUUAUCGCUUUAUUGCUCGCUGGAAUGCUUUGCUUACCCUGUGCUUGCGCUGUGUACUGUACGGAAUGAGCUCGCAAUGUGGAACACUACUGCCCUUCAUGUAAUGUCUUUUUGGGUGUCUACGAUCGUUGAGGAGCAUUAUC